AUGACAUCACCGAGAGAUGUUGGGCAAGUUCACAGCAUCAAGGAAAGGAAAGGCAAGGAAGAACCACGAAGAAGAGAAAACCUAUCAGGACUGCGAGGACAAACACGAAAAACACUGGGUCUAUCAACUACAAAAUCCUUCAAUCUGUCACACCAACUAAGCUCGACUUCGAAUCGACCAGAUUCUCAAAACCGAAGACCCAUCUUACCCCCACUUAUCAUGGCCUCCACCAUCUUCCCAAACUCGAACCAUCAACCAAGGGUGCACCCCUACUCUCCCUCGAACAAGCACUCAUUCGCAUUCCAAUCGGUCACCACACGCUGGCCGAAGAUACUCACCCAAGUCAUCGAUCAUCUGGUCGACCAAAACAACCAACUACUCGAUCGACUACCCUCCGAUCCAGAUUCACAAUCACUCAAAGCCAAACUCACUCAGGGUAAAGCUAUCAUCAGUCUGAUCUCCGAAUUAAAGUAUGAAGCAGCGAGAGAUAAGGAGCUAUCCCCAUUGGAGUCUAAUCAGAAUUAUACCGAACAAGAAAAUCAGAUUAUUCUUCUCUACAACCAAGAACUCUCAAAAUCCAAAGCGGCUGGCAAACCGACCUGGUUUUCCGCAUCUUGGCUUUUAACGGAAUGUUAUUUAUAUCAACGAUUACACGGAUUUUUCAAUCGGCAUGAACAUUGGAAAAACUUCGAUCCAUUCGAGCAUCAAAAACUAUCCAGCUUCCGUUCCUCUUGGAGUGCAGUUUCAAACCUCUGUCUUAUCCUAGAUCGACUGACUAAGCAAGACAAACAAUCUUCUGUCACCGAUGAUGAUCUGCUAGGGCGUCGGGCUCAGUUUAACGAGCUCUUGAGUGCUUGCUUAUGGGGUAACGCAACGGAUCUGUCUUUACUUCCCAAUAUGACUCACGAAGAAAUCCAGCAUCUCCAAACCAGUUCGUCGAGGAAGCCGGAGUCAGUACUAAGAGAUGACUCUGCCCAAGUUUGGCAAACUUGUUUCGACUUUAAUAGCAGUGUACCUGGGAAACCUUCCGCCAGAAGGAUUGAUUUCGUUUUGGAUAAUGCUGGCUUCGAGUUGUUUACUGAUCUGGUCUUGGCUGAUUGGAUCGUUUCAAACUCCAAAGCCGCCCAAAUCGUCUUUCAUCCCAAGUUGAUUCCUUGGUUUGUCAGUGAUGUGAUGAAAAAAGAUAUAGACCAACUGCUUGAAUCAAUGGUCGAUCCUCGCAAUUUCUUCACAUCGACAGGCACGGAUCAAUCAUCGACCAACCCCGAUCAGACACAUGAUGCACAUUUCCUUGUUGUUCAAGAAAUCGGCAGGAGAUGGAAGAGCUACUUUGAGUCCGGGGCGUGGAAAGUAAUGGAUUCGUCACUCUUGUCGUUCUGGACGAAUCCUUUACCGUUCUGGGAUAUUGCAUCUCGAGAUACAAAACUACUAGAGGAGCUCCGAGCGGCUGAUCUAGUAAUCUUCAAGGGCGAUCUGAAUUAUCGGAAGUUAACGGGCGAUGCUCAGUGGGAAACAGAGACUCCGAUUGAAGAAGCCAUCGGCCCAUUAAACGGACUAUUCAACCUGUUAUCGCUUAGGACUUGCAAGGCAGAUGUUUGUGCAGGAUUGGGGUCUGGAAAAGAGGCAUGGGUCUCCAAGAUCGACCCAGAUUGGAGGAUCAAUGGAAAAUUUGGCUUGAUUACAUUUGUGCCUAAAAAACAAGCCCCGUAAUUUGAUUUUUUUUCUCGCUUUUUUUACAUCUGUAAACUGUUACUAGCUGAUCUCCUGCUGUUUGGCAUGAAGCUAGUCCGUGGAUGUCUUGUUUUCUUGCCUUUUUUUCUUGUCUCUCUUUUUGUGAUUAUGUUUGGGUCUUUUGGAUUACUAUUGUUAUCGUUAUAUUAAUUUAUUGCUAUUGUUUCCUGGGGAAAACAAAUCAAAAUCUCUAGUUCUGAUCCAUUUCAAGAACAGA
Puccinia graminis f. sp. tritici CRL 75-36-700-3 is the source of this 1948-nucleotide messenger RNA. RefSeq lists its product as uncharacterized. NCBI's taxonomy places the organism in Eukaryota, Fungi, Basidiomycota, Pucciniomycetes, Pucciniales, Pucciniaceae. The coding region runs from base 1 to 1710 and encodes 569 amino acids. Gene Ontology annotation, cellular component: nucleus; cytoplasm. The transcript is spliced from 12 exons. Gene Ontology annotation, molecular function: phosphatase activity. The record is from RefSeq and is a predicted model, not a curated record. Gene Ontology annotation, biological process: DNA damage response.